UCCAGCCUGGCAGCGUCCAAAGAAGCAGCGGCGAGGAAAGCAGCCUCUCCGAUGCCGCCCUCCGAGUUCCUGGACAAACUCAUGGGCAAAGUUUCGGGUUACGACGCCAGAAUCCGACCGAACUUUAAAGGUCCGCCAGUCAACGUAACCUGCAACAUUUUUAUCAACAGUUUUGGGUCCAUCGCCGAGACAACAAUGGACUACAGAGUGAACAUCUUCUUGCGACAGCAGUGGAACGACCCUCGGCUGGCCUACAGCGAGUACCCCGACGACUCGCUGGACCUGGACCCCUCCAUGUUGGACUCCAUCUGGAAACCUGAUUUGUUCUUCGCCAACGAGAAGGGGGCCAACUUCCACGAGGUCACCACCGACAACAAGCUGCUGCGCAUCUCUAAAAACGGCAACGUGCUGUACAGCAUACGUAUAACGCUGGUCCUGGCCUGUCCCAUGGAUCUGAAGAACUUCCCGAUGGACGUCCAGACCUGCAUCAUGCAGCUGGAGAGCUUCGGCUACACCAUGAACGACCUCAUAUUUGAGUGGGACGAGAAGGGAGCCGUGCAGGUGGCCGACGGCCUGACGCUACCUCAGUUCAUACUCAAAGAGGAGAAGGACCUGCGCUACUGCACCAAGCACUACAACACAGGUAAGUUCACCUGUAUCGAGGCUCGUUUCCACCUGGAGCGUCAGAUGGGCUACUACCUGAUCCAGAUGUACAUCCCGUCGCUGCUCAUUGUCAUCCUGUCCUGGGUUUCCUUCUGGAUCAACAUGGACGCCGCGCCCGCCCGGGUGGGUCUGGGCAUCACCACCGUGCUGACCAUGACCACACAGAGCUCUGGCUCCAGAGCCUCCCUGCCCAAGGUGUCCUACGUAAAAGCCAUCGAUAUCUGGAUGGCCGUAUGUCUGCUGUUUGUGUUCUCGGCCCUGCUGGAGUACGCCGCCGUCAACUUCAUCGCCCGCCAACACAAGGAGCUGCUGCGCUUCAGACGGAGGCGACGACACAUGAAGCCUGAGUCUUGGCCUGUGUUGCAGGAGGAUGAGACAGGCGAGGGGCGCUUCAGCUUCCCCGGCUACGGCAUGGGCCCCGCCUGCCUGCAGGCCAAAGACGGCAUGGCCAUCAAGGGCAACAACAACAACGCCCCGACCUCGGCCGCGCCCGAGAAGAGCAUCGAGGAGAUGAAGAAGCUGUUCAUUGGCCGGGCCAAACGCAUCGACACAGUGUCCCGCGUGGCCUUCCCGCUCGUCUUCCUCAUUUUUAACAUUUUCUACUGGAUCAUUUACAAGAUCAUCCGCAGCGAGGACAUCCACAAGCAGUAGUCGAGAGGCGGAGGAGGAGGAGGAGGAGGAGGGCGAGAACAGUGCGAAGAGGAGAGAAACAAAACACAGAAGGAAACAGAGAGAGAUGACUUCAAUAGCAAAUGCCAUUGCCCCCUUUUUUCACACCAACCACGCCUCCUUUCCUCGUCCUCUUCCUUCAUCCUCUUCCUCUUUGGGUGGAGGUUAAGUUGCUUUUUGUGGCAGUCGCCCCCCUCCGCCCUCCCUGACACCUCUUUGAGAUAUUUAUUGCUUUCUGUUCCCUUUAUCCUCCUCUCCUCUCUCCUGCCCCAAAUCCCAACUCAUUCCGGCUUCUUCCACCUCCCGAAUAACCCGGACCAGUGCAAUAGCAAUGCAGUAAAAUGCAUGAUAUAUGAAUGUGGCAAUAUAUUAAUGAAAAGAUGACAAAGUAAACACAGACCUUUGCAGGCACGCCCAACAGACUGUGUGGGAGUGGACGGACUGGAAGGACAGAAGACGACAGAGUCUUGUAUUUGAUUUUAGGGUUUUCUUUCUUUGUGUGGAGACAGAUGUUUGCUGUCGGGACGGGGUGGGGGACGUGUGAGCGGCAUACGGCAGUGUAAUAUACUCAUAUAUCUAUCAUAGAGCGAGAAAAAAGAACUUUAUUUGUAGAGGAAACAGAGGCGUCUGGAAACAAGGGAUUUUUCACCCCAAAAUAAGGAAGGAAGGAAGGAAGGAAGGAGGGAAGGAAGGAAGGCGGAUCAGUGCUUCCAUUCAAUACAGCAAUGCAAGGAUCACGCAUUCUAUAUAUCUAGAUUUGCUUCAAACGUGUAUUGCAGGCACUCCUCAACGCUUUUCCUCCCCGCCCCCGCCACCAACACCACGAAACCUUGAACUGCAGAGACACUCGAGGUUCGCUGCUGCCGCUGUCAAUCAUACGACUGGACGAAAAAAUAAAAAAAUAAAAUACAGAAACACUGGAUGAGCAGUGCUAAAGAUUUUCUGAGACAAAUAUCUCAUUUAUCUGUGUCGACGUGUUCCUCUUCCUGUCCUUUGUUUGUUUCAUGUUGCAUCUGUUGGUUCUUGGUUUGUUUCUUCAUUUCUGUGCCAAGUAAACAUGUCGCUUGUGGCCGUGCAGCGCUCUGCAGCUCCCACCUUUGUGUCAAGAGGAAGGCGGACGCUCUGACGUCAGCCGUUGUGCCGACUGACUCACGGCUUCUUCGGGGUGUUUUUGAUCCCUGAGAUGUUGGUUUGUUUUCACCGAGCGGAGCCGGUCGAUCCUGGACUGAGUCAGAUCCUCGUUUGCUUUCCUCGUUGUGUUCGUGGGGACUGAACCACAGAUAUGUUUACAUCUUAUUAGUGCUUCCUUGCUUUGACCCCGCCUUAAUGUGACACCCCGCCCUUCCCCAGCUGAGAGGACAUAUGUAGUAAACUAUACAGAUUAUAGCACCUGUUAUACCUUAAUUAACUGUAUCUCCAUCUCAUCCACCAACUGUAGCUGCAAAUGCCGUCAUCUGUGAGAAGCUACGUCAUCGUCACCACACGGAGGACAAACGCAGGAUUUAUGUUGCUGUAGCCAUGUUGGACGGGACUCGAUCAUUCUGCAGGUCAUUUGUUUUUUUCACUCCACACCAGGCUUCUCUAUGCAAUGACCAGUAUAUGCAAUAUGAUUUUAACUUCCUUUCAGCAGCUCCAUCUCAAACACGUCACGUCAGUUGUUUUCUGGCUCAUUCAUCCCACUGCUCACUGCUAAACGCUCUCUGAAGCUUGUUGGUACACACAGAGGGAGUGCAGACCAUGAAGAGUUAAAUACAUACAUACAUACAUAACCUGUGUGUGCAGAUCGGAUCAUGUUGAGACAAAGCUCUGAGCCGUCAGUGCAGAAAUUUACCAGGAGAAAAGUUUUAUUUCUGCACAAAUGUUUAAUAUUGUUCCUCGUUCACGUCGUCACAUCUGCAUCGUUUAUUCCAGAAAAUCCCAAAGUGCUUUUUUAUUUUACAGAUUUACAGAGAGGGUUUAACGUGAACACUUGAAGGAGACUUUUUCCAGUUUUGUAGCAAAACCAACUCAAAGUGAGUUAAACAUUUGUUUUACCUUCACUGCAGUUGGAUUGAUUUCAUUUAAACAGUGUUCAGCUGCUCCUCCACACAGACGACCGUGACGUCGAUCUUCUCCUCCAACUUUCUGAAAAAAUGUGAAUAAUGAUAUUUUCCAAACUGUUGAACCACACAGUGUUUAAAGAGCCACAUUACUGCAGCUGCAAAGAAACCACAGUCACAGAGUUUUAAUAAAACCUGAAGCUAGAAAUAUUUCAGACUUCUGACAAACACAGACUGUCUCUGUGUGGACCUGCUGUGUUUCCUGAAUGAGGACGUAAAGUGAUUUAAACAUAUUUAACGUCACAGUAAAUGUUAAGUGGAGUAUGGAACACGGCAUGCUGGGAAACGUGGUUCAGAACCAGGAAAAUGAAAAUGUCUCCUGGUCCAAAUGUUUUGCUCCGACUUGGUUUUAAAUCAAAACCAAAGAUAAGUUUAAUUUCAGUUCAAGAUGUGUUGCAGAAUGUGAUGUCAUACAUGGUUUGUCUUUUAUAUAAACACCAGAUGCAGUAUUUAAAGUUUGACACAUUAACUUCAGAUAUAAAUCAGAAAUUGUAUCCAGUCAUCCCAUCGUCACAGUUUGUACUGGUUAAACAUGUUUCACCAGUUAAACUGACACACUGAGACUUUUUGGAUCAGAUUUGUUUCAACAGCAGUGUGUCGACAUGUGCGCAGACUGUAGGAGAUGUUUUAUUACAUGAUGAGUGUGUGGGACUGAUGCGAAGGGCUAAGCCACGCACACACAUCCUUCUGUUCACAUUCCAACAUGUUGUAAAGAUAAAGUGGACGUGCCAUAAAAUUCACCACAGUAACUAUGCAUUUAAUUCACUGAUUCAUUCCCAGAUACAGCGACGUAAUACGUUUCAAGACCGUGAUCACAAAGGAUGCUCUGUCUUUUUAAUAUUCAAUUAUUUCAAUUCAAUUCAACUUUAUUUACCGCAAAGGAAAUUGUGGUGCCAGAGAAAACUUACAAUAAGUUAACAUUAACAAACCAGUAAGAACCAGAACAACUAGUGGGUUCCUCCGGUCAGGGUCACACACUGGCCCCAGUUUUUAAAACAAUACAGUAUUAAAUAUCAGAAUAUUCCAAAGAUAUACAUAUAAAACUAACUAAACUUAACGUAAAGUAAAUCCAGAUGAGAUUCUUACGCAGCUUCAUGGCGUCCAAAUAAAAACCAGUAAAAUUACUUUGAAAGAAUUUUAAUGUUUUGAGAAUGAGCUCAUUUUCAGUUUUUGAAAUAAAUAAAUAUGUUUUAGCAUCUUUUUAAAAGUUGCUAAAAGUUUCCAAAUAAAUUUGUUGUUUGAAAAAAAAAAAGUUGCCAGGGUCAUCUGAAAAGUUGCUAAAUCUAGCAACGAAAUUGCUAAAUUGGCAUGACUGUUCAUACUCAACUUCAAGACGUCAACUCUGUCAUUUAGAUAAGUAGAGAAAAUGUAGGGAAACAUCAGAGAGUCGCUAGCCAGCAUGCUCUUUAGAUUGCUUUAUAGAAAAUGUGCGACUUUAACAUAGCCUUUCUUUGUUGGACCAUAUGAUCUUUGUUUCCUGAAGCUGAAACAAAAGGUCUUUAGUUUUUCCAGAAAUACUAAAAUGAUCUCGUUGCAACCAGUGUUCAUUUUGUUGAUGAAAACUAUGAUGACAAUUGUUCGUCAGUGACCUGUUUUACAGUGACAAACACAAGACAAUGCGUUCGGAAUUUCUGUAGACUACAAUUAGGCUAAAACUCUGAAGGAUUAAAAUGACUAAAAUGUGACUCAAGACUUUUAAUCUCAAGACUCAGACUAAAUCUAAAACAGCUGUCAGAAUGAACUCUGGCUGCUACGUCAACUCUCUCCCUCACGUGCUGUUUAGCUUCGUACUAAUUUUAGUCUUACUUUGUCGAAGGUAAUUUUAUUCACUGUGUGCAGCAUCACAAGACGUGUUCUGAUUUCUUGGUUCACAAACCUACAGAGCCCACAGAAUAACAAAAGGUGCAUUAACAUUAAAAAAUGUUCCUUGAGAAAGCUGACUAACUGCGUAACGAGGAGUGAUGUCACAGCGGAUUUACUCUGGUCGUGUUUGUGAGGAAAUUAAGUUGCAUUUAUGCGUUUCUCUUUUAAAAACACAGGAUGAAAGAGGCAGAGACAGAAUGAGGUCUAAACCGUACAUUAAGCAGGUUUACUGACGCUAACAUACUGCUUAAGUUCAUUCCAAAGUGACAUCACCAGAUCGCGGCCAUCUUAGUUUGGUGGUGCGUAUUUUGAGGUCUGUUCUCAGAGCUUCAGUUUUUCAUCCUUUCUGUGUGAUUUCACAAACCUCAGUUCCAGUGUUAAUAAAGAUUGUGUUCACAUUGCAACAACAAGUCAAUCUAAAUCUAAACAACAGGAAAGGUCAUUUUCCCACGACUCCUAAAUAAAGUAUCUGACGAGCUCAGAGUAGCAGCGACAGGCAGACGGAUUUAACAUUGUGAAAGGGUCACAGUUACAAACCAAAACUAUGCGGUUAGGUUCAGAGACAAGAUCACAGUUUGAGUCAGAAUAAGUGCGUUUGUCAUGUUGAGUUUUGGUUUCACAUGGGACACAAACAGCAGUCUCCUCUGUUCAAGUCCUGUGUCUGUUUGACAUGUCCGUCCACCACGACCUUUUCCUUACACUGACUUUGUAGCUGUGUCACCUGACUUCCUUCCUGCCCCCGUCAUUACGGCCACUAGAGGUUGUCACCUAACAGUAAACAUAAAGUGCUUCCACAAACCACUCGUGGUCGUUUUUCUGGGUGGUAAGAGCGAUGAAUUACAGAUACAAACCCGCCCAUGUCGAGUCCCUUCAGGACUGCAGAGUGACGUUUGGCUCUGUGUCUGUAGCUUCCUCUGUGAUCACGGCUUGAAGAACAUCAGCAGGUUCAGUCUUUAUUUUCCUCCCGUGCCAUAUAAGACACUGCAUCUGGAGUACGUCCAAAUCUCUUGGAUCCAACAGCAGUCGUCCAUGUUCAUACGUACAUAUCUCUGCGUGCCAUAUGGGGGUUGAAUAUGCAACUGAAAAACGAGGACCUAAAGCAUAUCACGCAUUCAUUCAACGACCAUUUGACAUGACUGGUACCUUUCCUCAGACGUGGCUGUCGUGUGUCUCGUCGUCAUUUUAAAGCUUCGUCAUCGGCCUCACGUCAUUGUAUUAACCAUUGUUCUAAUGUGUGGGUCGGGGGAGGGGAGGGGGGAGGGGUUCGUAACAUGAGAUAGAUUCUGGGUUUAUAUUGCAUUACGAUGCGAUGUGAUGCGUACGUACGGACUGAACUAAGACAGAUGUGUUUCUAAAUGAGAUGGAUUUUAAAGUAGCAUGGUUUGAUUUGUCUGAUUAAUGAUUCUGUUGGUUUUUGGGGGGUUUGUUUGAUUCUCUUGUAUUUUAUUGUAUGUAUUGUACAAUCUGAUGAGGGAGAGGGAAAAUACAGUGACUCCUGAACUGCUGUGAACUAAAGGAAACAUUAUUAUAAUUAUGAUUAUCCUGAUUAUGGUAUUUAUUUAUUUAUUUUCUUUGCACAAGUUGGAAUGGCCUUAAUUUUGCUUUACUUGCUUCUAUUGUGUAUUGGCACAAAGUGCACCCGUUUGAUUUGCAGAAAUUACGAUGCUCAUUACGAUGCUUAUAAUCUGAGAGUGCACAUCAAAGCAGGAUGAAAAGAAAAAAAAAAAGAAAAAGUUCAGCAAAUCCUUUUUAUUUUUCAUUAAUCUGAGAAACAAUAUUUUGCAUGAGUAUAAAUAAAAUGGCAGAUAUUUUGGCUUGUACAAAAAAAUGUGAAGCAAUUUGAAGAGAAAAAAAGAAUGUACCGUUUCUGCUGUAUCUGUAUAUAUCUAAAUAUUUAUUGAAAUAUGUCAUACUACUAAUUCUAUUAACGAUUAAAGGUUUUCUGGACAAAAAUCUCUUUACCUGUUUUUGAACAUUGUCAAGGUUGUUGGAGUUGGAUCUUCUGCUUUCUGUUACUCGACUCAAGGAUCUGUGUAAUCAUUAAAGAAAAAGUAUUAAAAAUUGCAAAUGACUCUUUGCUGCAGGGCGUCUUUAUUACAGACAGACAUCAGGUCUCAGCUGCUGUGCACUCUUUCACACACUCUCAGAAAUAAUUCAGCCUGAUCUCAUCACAAAGUCGUCAAACACCGAAAGUCUCUGAAAGUCCAGAAAGUCUUAAGCACAUGGUGUAAAAACAUGGAUCACAUGACUCCUGUCCUGCGUCACUCUGCUGGUCGAAUGUUUGUUUUCCUUGAUGUUCUUUAUUUUAACCAGUGUUGAGUCUUUAAGCACAGAUGGGUCCAACUGAUGAACACUGAACACUGACAUGUUAAAAAUGUGACAGAACAUACAUGAUAAAUUUUACAGUUGUGUUCCGACAGUGUUUGGAGAGCAAACAGCUCACCACAAACUAAUGUUCAACAACAAUCCUUUGUGACCUAACUGUAGAGUUAACAAAUAUGGCGGAUGACAGGC
Messenger RNA from Epinephelus moara (kelp grouper), 7808 nucleotides. RefSeq names its product glycine receptor, alpha 1 (gene glra1). The transcript has 8 exons. The coding region runs from base 52 to 1314 and encodes 420 amino acids. Gene Ontology annotation, biological process: signal transduction; nervous system process; chemical synaptic transmission. The record is from RefSeq and is a predicted model, not a curated record. Gene Ontology annotation, molecular function: glycine binding; chloride channel activity; transmitter-gated monoatomic ion channel activity. Lineage: Eukaryota; Metazoa; Chordata; Actinopteri; Perciformes; Serranidae. Gene Ontology annotation, cellular component: synapse; neuron projection; plasma membrane.